Molecule: messenger RNA, 2108 nt
Organism: Schistosoma turkestanicum
Lineage: Eukaryota; Metazoa; Platyhelminthes; Trematoda; Strigeidida; Schistosomatidae
Source: the annotation of a GenBank genome assembly
UAAUAUUAUUAUUGUGAAGAGUGAAUACUAAUAUUUUAAAGAUGGUAUUUGAGAAUAUAAAUAACAUUUCUAUCUAUCAAUCUAUCUAUCUACACAUUAAUGUAUGCUAGUAUUGUGCAAUAAUUAAUUUCUAUACUGUACAGUAUAGUAAUAUACACUUUAUAACGGAUAUUAUUGAUUCAUUUUGAUUAUUACAUGAAAUCUGCAUCAUCAUAUCAAAUUCCGGUUAGUAAAAAUAACAAUAAUAAUAAUAAUAUUAAUACUACUAAUAAUAAUGAACGUUUGAAUCGAAUGAAUUUACUCAGUAAUUCAGCUGGAAAUUUAUCCUCUACAAGAAACACGCCAUGUUUACGAUCAAAUUCAUUAAGUAGUGCAACAAAUUUAAAUGAAACACUACAUAACACUACACCAACUAGUCAUAGUAGUGGUUGUACUAGUGGCAAUGAAUCCAAUGGGAAUCAUGCAUUGAAUAUGACAUUCGGAUCUAAUUCACGUAUAGUUGGUAAUUGUGCUGAAUGUGGUCUACGUAUUGGCAAUUUGACAGAGGCAUGUUAUGCAAUGGGUUAUUUAUAUCAUAAUUCAUGUUUUGUAUGCUGUUGCUGUAAAAGAACUUUACGUGGGAAAGUAUUCUAUAAAGAUCAAGAUAAAAUUUAUUGUGAAGAAGAUUAUCUGUACUGUGGAUUUCAACAAACAGUAGAGAAAUGCUUCGCUUGUGGACAUAUUAUUGCUGAAACAAUUCUUUUAGCUAAUGGCAAUACCUACCAUCCAGGAUGUUUUCGAUGUUGUAUUUGUACAAAAUGUUUAGAUGGGAUUCCAUUCACUAUUGAUUCAAAUAAUUUAAUUUAUUGUUUAACUGAUUAUCAUUUAAUUCAUGGACCAUUAUGUUCUGUUUGUGGAUUAGUGAUUAUGCCGGAUGAGGGUACAAAUGAAGUGAAACGAGUUGUUGCACUUGGCAAAGAGUUUCAUAUUGAUUGUUAUCGUUGUGUGGAUUGUAAACGUAAUUUAAGCGAUGAAGCUGAUAAACGUUGUUAUCCUCUCAAAGAACCAGAUCCUGUAACAUCUGGACGUAUUAUACAACGGUUAUUAUGUUUAAAUUGUCAUCUACAACGUAUUGGAGCGAUUCCUGCCACAUCAGCUAGUGGUUGUAGUAAUAUAAAUAUUAAAAAUCACAAUACUACUAAUAUUCUUACUCCUACUACUCCUACUACUAAUAUCUCUGUUAGUAGUAAUCAUUUGAAAUCAAACAAUGGAAGUAUAAUGAGUCAUCCUAAUACAACAUCUACCAAUCAUAUCAGUAAUACACGUUAUGCAACUCUACCAAAUAGACUUCAUGGAAUGAACAAGUUAAACACAAUAACUAAUCCCACUAGUACUACUACUACUACUAAUAAUAAUAAUAGUAAUAGUAAUAAUAAUCAAUACAUUCAACCACAUCAACAUCAUCAUUCUUCUCCUUCAUCACAUCAUCCUAAUGUCACUUCAAGUACAUUAUUAACACAUAGUUAUUCACCACGUAGUCAGUUAUAUACCACUGCAAAUUCAAGUUUACAUUAUCGAAAUACUACUAAUAAUGAUAAUCAUAGUAAUAAUACUAAUAUUAAUACUAAUAAUUAUGCAAUGAAUUGGGAGAAAACACGAACCAAUGGUUUACAUAAUCCUACCACUACUACGACAAUGACGAAUAAUACUGGUCAUAAUGGUCAUUAUCUACACUAUAAUAAAUCUUCCUAGGAAUGAAUUCAAUUCUAUUUGAAAAUAUAAACAGUAUACCAUCUCUGUGUUGUGUGCUGGCUGUUUCUGUGGUUGUUAUUGUUGCCUAUGUCUGUUGCGUCACAGUGUCGAUAUUAUUAUCCAACUUUCUAGUCGAAAAUAUAAAUAUAUAUACAUAUAUACAAAUACAGUUCUAAUGUUUCUUACUUCUAAUCACUUUUAGUUAUCAAUCAGCCAAUUAAAAUAUGAAAUAAGUUUACUCAACCAAAAAAAAACAAUAACAAUCUUGCCAAAAAAUGCAUUUCCAAUGGUGAUUCUAACCUCAAUUUUUUUUUCUACAUAAAGCUGAAAGUAUUCAGUGCUUAAAAAAACUAUUAUUAUUAUUAUUAUGAUUAUAA